Achroia grisella is the source of this 2376-nucleotide messenger RNA. RefSeq lists its product as uncharacterized. NCBI's taxonomy places the organism in Eukaryota, Metazoa, Arthropoda, Insecta, Lepidoptera, Pyralidae. Gene Ontology annotation, molecular function: zinc ion binding; nucleic acid binding. Bases 1 to 2376 code for a protein of 791 amino acids. The transcript has a single exon. The record is from RefSeq and is a predicted model, not a curated record.
AUGGCCGACCGUAUAAACAAAAUACUCCAGGGAGGUACCACCCGGAAAUCGGGUGGAGAAUCCUCCACCGUCGCACCGGGCAAGCCGGGGGCGGUCAGCCCCGUGUAUCUGGAGGGGGCAACCGAGGCCAGAGGAGAGGGAGAGAUGGGGAAAAAGAGAGAGGUGAAGGUGGUUGUGGAGAGAGAUAGGGAGUUAGAUCGGAGGAGUGUAAGUGAAUGUGAUGAGAUGGAAUAUUACAUGGAGCGAUCGGAUUCGGCGCUUUCAUUGUACUCGGAGGAUGACGCUGUAGGAGGAAGCGGGCCCAGCACAUCCCGGGCCUCGCUACGCAAAAGAAGGAUGGUCGAACUGGACAGAGACCAGGACUUGGAAACUGAUGGGGUGGAAGUUGUCGAAGUCAUUAAGACUCCAACUGUUAAGACCAGGAAGACGCCCAUAAAGGGCUACACGGAAAUGACACAGGCGCUGGCUGAUCUGACUGCUGCUGCUGUUCAAUAUGAUUCGCAGAGGGAGACAGCAGCCGCGGUUAAAAAAGCGGGUGCUCUGAAACCGGCGGCGCGCCCUACCACCCGCAGACCCUCAGAUGAGGAUGCGCAGCGCGCUGACGUGUUGGUAGCGAACAUACAGGAGGGUGCCUUCAAGGUCCUAGAGGCUGUAAAGAAGUCCGGUCACUUGAAGGGCACAGUGGUGAAAGAAAUUAAGGACGCCGUCGCUUCCAUCCGCGCGGCGUCUGAAUCUUUAGAGGGAAGGACUGCGUCAACUGAGUGCGCAGCAUUACGAAGAGAGAACUCCCGGUUGUCGCGAGACUUGGCGGACAUGCGGGAAAUGAUGACUGCCAUGAGGGAGGAGUCCGCCAAGUACUACGUGGAACUGAGGGAGUUAAAGAAGAAGACCAUGGGGUCCGCCGCUCAGGGCAUGGAGGAGCUGGCGAUGCUCAAGGCGGAAAGGGUGGAGUGGGAGCGAGAAAUCACCGCGACCCGCAACUCCUAUCAAGAGCUGAUUAAAAGGAGCACGGACGAUCGUGUAGCGCUCACCACGCUACAAAAUGAACUGGAGGUAACCAAAGCCGCACUGGCAAAACAGCCACAAAGUGCGGCCAUGGACGUGACAUCCGGCGCUCAAGGUGUUGAGUCGAGCGAAACGCCACCCAUCACCGAGAGCGCCGAGGCAAGAAUAGUCCGUCAAAUCGGGGACAUUUUUAAUGCCCGGUUUGAGAAAAUCGAAGAGCUUAUGGGCAGGCAGAACAACCCGCCGCCCAAACGGCCCACGGUCACACCCCGAACACCUGGGGCGGCCAAGAAAGGGGGAAGUGCGGCUUCUGUUGCCAGCACCAGUGGGGCGGGACUGAGUGCUUCUCAGCCGGCUCCCACUAACAAGGAACAAUGGACGACGGUCGUCCGGCGUGGGAAACGUGCGAAGGGCAAGGAGUCAGCCCCAGCCCCAGCCACCCAGGCGCCCACUGCAGGGGCGAGACCAUCCCAAAAGGAGGCCACACAGAAGGCGCCUAACGAGGCCGCCAAGAAAAAUAACGCGAGAAGGAGGCAGUUCCGACCCCCGCGAUCCUCGGCGAUAGUGCUAACGCUACAGCCGGGGGCCGCGGAGGCGGGAUCAAGUUACAGCUCGGUGCUCCGAGAGGCGCAACAAAACAUCCGGUUGGAUGCCCUCGGAAUCACCGAGCUGGGCUUUAGACUGGCGGUCACAGGGUCCCGCAUACUUGAAGUGCCGGGACCAGUGGAGGAAAGCGGCGGAAAGGCGGAUGCCCUCGCCGCCAAGCUGUCGGAGAUCCUGCCGGCAGAUGUAGUUGCCGUCACCAGGCCGGUCAAGUCCGCGGAGUUCCGCGUCUUGGACCUGGACGACGCCACUGCCACAGCAGACGUGGUGACAGCCGUAGCGCGUGAGGGAGACUGCGCCGAGGCCUCCGUGAAAACGGGGGAGAUCCGGCGCUCUCCCUCAGGGAGUGGCUCCGUCUGGGUCCGAGCCCCGAUAGGAGCAGUGAAGCGGCUGGUGGAUGCCGGCAAACUCAAGGUGGGGUGGACAAUGGCACGGGUGCGGUCCUUGGAUCCCCGGCCGAUGCGGUGCUACCGCUGCCUGCUCACGGGUCACGUGGGCCAGCGGUGCACCGCCAAGGAGAACCGCGGCGGAGCUUGCUUCCGUUGCGGACAAGACGGCCAUAAGGCCGCAACGUGCACCGCCCCUUCGCCGCAUUGCCCGUAUUGUGCAGCGGCGAAGAGGAAGGCGGACCACAAAAUUGGGAGCACCAAAGGGUGCCGUCCGCCCAAACAGGCGGCGAGAGUGGAGGCGAUGGAGGCCGAGUCCGGCCCGUCACCUCCCACCACGGGCCUCGCGGCAGCCGAUGCGGGGGCGUCGGCUGUCACCUAA